AUGGUUGCAAUCUCCAAAGUGUUCAUGGCCGCCGCCAUGUGCUUGGCUCUGGCAGAGGCUGCUGAAGCCAGUGCUAGCUCAAUGGCAGUGGCGAGCUCGAAAGAAGGUGGCGAUGAAGGCUCCAAGGGUGGUAAGGAAGGCCUGGGCGAGACUCUGAAAGAAGGUGGCGAGGGAACCUCCAAGGGUGGCAAGGAAGGCCUGAAGGAAGGUGGCAGCGAAGGCUCGAAGGAAGGUGGCAAGGAAGGCCUGAAGGAAGGUGGCAGCGAAGGCUCGAAGGCAGGCGCCACUAAUACUGCCACUACCAAGAAGAAGGGUAAGCACUGGAAGCUCCAGCACAAGGCCACCUUAGCCGUCUCUGGAUGUGAACAAUUGCUCCAAAAGCAAGCCACUUGGUUCCUGGGCAAGAGCUCCGCCGGAGCCUUCUGCAAGAAGAAGAACCAACCAGCGAUGGGGCUGAUGAUGCACUGCUUGUGGGACUCGCCUAAUGCCAAGGCAAAACAGGCCUACAUUGAUGGCUGUAAGGAAUAUGCCGACAUCACCUUGGAAGACAUGGAAGCCUCAUACAAUAAUGCCUCCAAGUACUUGGUGUACAACCCUGCCAAGACCAUCGAGGGCUACAACAAGCUGCUGAUUCCUCCUUUCCCUAUCGGUUUCGAAAAGAAGUGGUACAAGGUGGCCUACGUGUCUGCCAUUGGUCGUUUCUACAACUUGAACUACUCGAUGUGGUUUGGUAUUGCCAUGUUGUGCUACUGGUUUGGUGUAUUGUGGAUUGCCGGUAUGUGCAACUUGUGCUACUACCUUUUCCCCAACACGGUGGCCAAGAUGAACGGCACUGCCACCAAGUUGUUCCGUAAGUACGUGACCCUCCCCGCGUUGUUCCGCAAGCGGCACCUCGCUCAUCCUGGGUUUAUCUUCGGGUGGCUCCAAUGGAUCGUCCCCACUCGUCUUGAAGCGUUCUUGACCCUCGGCUACUUGGCUAUUUGCAUCGCAGGCAACCUGGCGUACAUGGGCCACGUUAAGGACACCAUCUACUAUGACAGCAAGGUGAAAGAAUUAGCUAAGUACGCCGCUGACCGUCUGGGGAUCACUGUGAUGUGGAUCAUCCCCCAAUUGAUUCUCUUUGCUGGCCGUAACAACUUCAUGCAAUGGAUGCUGGGAUGGCCCUACGCUCGCUUCAUCAACAUCCACAAGUGGUGUUCGCGUAUGGCGACUAUUUUGGUGCUUGUUCACACUGUCGCUUACACCAUUGUUGGUGGUGGCUUCCACGGGGCAAAGUUCUUGCAAUGGUAUGGCACCGACUGGAUGAUUUGGGGUACAGUAUCGUUAGCGGCGAUGCUGAUCUGUUGCUUCCACUCGCUCUACUCUUUGCGUCACUGGAACUACGAAGUGUUCUUGAUGACCCACAUUCUCAUGGCGGUAUUUUUCGUUGUUGGCGGUUGGAUCCACUGCGAGUCCCAAGGUUAUGGUGAAUACUACUACGCUGCCACUGCCAUCUGGGUGCUUGACCGUGUGGUGAGAAUUGCCAGACUCGUUUUGUUCCGUACCAGAGAUGCUCACGUUGAAUUGACCAGCGACGGUACCUUGAGAGUGACCUGUGCCCGUCCCGCGUGGUGGCAUGCUAAGCCUGGCCAGCACGCCUUCAUCCACUUCUUGCGGCCCACGAUGUUCUGGCAAUCGCACCCCUUCACCAUCGUCGAGGAGGCUCUGCCCGCUGAUGCCACUAUUGGUGCCCACACCAUGACCGUUUACCUCAGAGUUAAAGGUGGUCUUACCCAUGGUUUGUGCAAGCACCUUUUGAAGUGUCCCGGCAACAAGGCCACCGUGAAGGUGGCGGUUGAAGGUCCCUACGGUCAAAACGUCCCCUUGCACAAGUUCGACUCGGCAGUGUUCAUCACCGGUGGACAUGGGAUCCCCGGUUUGUACGCUCAAGCCCGCGACCUCAUCACCAAGGGUGCCCAAACGAACAUCAAGUUUUUCUGGAUCAUCCCUCACUAUCUGCUGGUGCAAUGGUUCUACCAAGAGUUGCAAAAGUUCAACAACGACUCGCUUGAAACGGUAGUGUACGUGACCCGCCCUGAAAACGAAGUGCUGCCGAUCUGCUCGCUGGAAGACGCCUCGCUGGAAUCCGAGGAAAAGAAGCUGGACAUUGAGACUGUCGCCGACCACUUGGGUCAACUUAAGGCUAAGCUUGCCCACAUCCAGUUCCACGAAGGCAGACCCAACCUUACCCAAAUGGUUGCUGCGGAGAUUGCCGAUGCUCCGGGCACGUUGGCGUUCACCACUUGUGGUGGCGAGCAAUUGGUCGACGAGGUGAGAGCGGCGAUUGCUGACAACUUGAUGAAGUCGAAGCACCGCGUCGACCUCUUUGAACAGUCGCAAAUCUGGUAA
This is a messenger RNA of Diutina rugosa, 2388 nucleotides long. RefSeq names its product ferric reductase family protein. Gene Ontology annotation, biological process: copper ion import; iron ion transport; intracellular iron ion homeostasis. Gene Ontology annotation, cellular component: plasma membrane. Lineage: Eukaryota; Fungi; Ascomycota; Pichiomycetes; Serinales; Debaryomycetaceae. The coding region runs from base 1 to 2388 and encodes 795 amino acids. Gene Ontology annotation, molecular function: ferric-chelate reductase activity. The record is from RefSeq and is a predicted model, not a curated record. The transcript has a single exon.